GUUGCGCAAGUCGGGUCAAUUCGAAGUUUCGCGCCAAACCAGGGAAGCAAAGUGUAAACAGUCCCACACAGCAGAAGUUAGCUACCUCGCUAAUAACUGGGCAGAUAUCUACUUUUGAACUACUGUGAGUUUUUAAUGGAAACACAUUCGUACCUUCCCGUGCCUCCCGGGGUGGGGAUGGAAGAGAAUUUCUUAUCUCUUGAUGACAUUUUGCUUUCUCACGAGAGGCUACCCAGUCGGACAGAAUGCACAUUUCCCCGACUGGGAUUCCUGGAGAAAUCGAGUGACUCGCGAGACAUUCAAGAGGGUACGAAGAUGGAGAUGCCCCUGUUCCUGGCAAAGGGCUUGUAUGAGAGGAAGAGGCGUGUUGUCUCAGUGGAGCUGCCUAAGGUCUACAAAGAGGGCUGGAGGACUGUGUUCAACGCAGACCCCACUGUAGUAGACCUUCACAAGAUGGGACCCUAUUACUAUGGCCUCGGCUCCCAGUUGCUGCACUUUGACAGCCCUGAGAAUCCGGAGAUUGCCCAGGCAGUACUUCAGACAUUCAUUGGUCGUUUCCGCCGGACCAUGGAUUCCUCACAGAAUGCCUACAACGAAGACACGUCAGCCCUGGUGGAGCGCUUGGAUUACCUGGAGAGGGCACUGUUCAGGGCAGGGCAAAGCGGCCUCAACAGCUUCCAGAACUGGGAGAGGGGCCGCGCAUCAACCAUCACUGCCUCUAGCCUGGUGCUCAACUACCGCAAGAGGAAGAUCACUGAUCUGCAGCCCUGAGGGACUGCAAAGAUGCAUCCCAAAUGGCACCAUAUUCCCUAUACAGUGCACUACUUGGGCCCUGGUCAAAAGUAGUGCACUAUAAAGGGAAUAUGGUUCCAUUUGGAACUCAAAGCAACAGGCCAGAAGAGAAAUGACUGAGUUGGAAGGAGAGUAGUGUGGAGGUGUGUGUGUCAUAAAAGAUAAACUGAUUCCCACAUCAAACUUAGCGUUUUGCUUUUAUGUUAUGGUAUCUUGUGUGUUUUAUUUUGAGAUCUUUAUACACAUUCUGUACACAAAUGUUUUUCAAAGACUUUGUAAAUAAUUCAAAAAAUAUCUGCUUUGUGUAAUGUAAGUUUGAAUUUUUAUAAAAUUAAAGCUACCGUAGUCUUUAAA
This is a messenger RNA of Oncorhynchus tshawytscha (Chinook salmon), 1146 nucleotides long. It is a transcript of the gene gins3, whose product is annotated as GINS complex subunit 3. The record is from RefSeq and is a predicted model, not a curated record. Gene Ontology annotation, cellular component: GINS complex. The transcript is spliced from 3 exons. NCBI's taxonomy places the organism in Eukaryota, Metazoa, Chordata, Actinopteri, Salmoniformes, Salmonidae. The coding region runs from base 136 to 771 and encodes 211 amino acids. Gene Ontology annotation, biological process: mitotic DNA replication initiation.